Salvelinus fontinalis (brook trout) is the source of this 1907-nucleotide messenger RNA. Its product is annotated as elongator complex protein 6-like. The record is from RefSeq and is a predicted model, not a curated record. Lineage: Eukaryota; Metazoa; Chordata; Actinopteri; Salmoniformes; Salmonidae. The transcript is spliced from 7 exons. Bases 440 to 1264 code for a protein of 274 amino acids. Gene Ontology annotation, cellular component: elongator holoenzyme complex. Gene Ontology annotation, biological process: tRNA wobble uridine modification.
ACAUGCUCAGAUUGUCCCUCUCUUUGUGCAGUAGAAACUACGAUUAUGCACCCAUGCUACUUUUUCCCACAACAAACAUUCGGAAAAUGAAAUAGCGAUGAAUGCGGAAUUGUUUUAAACAAUGUGGUUAUUAUUUACAAAAAAAAUACUUUGAGCUGUUGGGGUUUGUCCUGGAUAACGCUAAAAUUCGUGUCAACAAUCUAGCCAACUUCAUAGCCUCCCUCGGCAGUCUGCGCUAACGUUAGCGAAAUGUAUUUUCCUGGGAGUGUUAAGCGUUCAUAUAUACAGUCAUUGGUCAAGUAAGAUAUCUAGCUAGUUAUUAAAGUAAUUUAUAUCAAUCGAUGUUAGUAUUUAUCUAGCUAACUAGGUAGCUAUAAGAUAGCAACUCACCAGAAGACAUUCCAAAGAUUCGUAUGAGAAGUCGUCAUCCCUUCUCAAGAUGUUUGCAGAGCUCAACAGUAUUCUCAAUACUAGUCCCACCAACUUCAAGGCGGGAGAGUUUAUCUUGGUGUCUGACAAACAGACAGACGCGUCCUUCCUCAUUCACCAUUUCCUCUCCUUUUAUUUACGAGUGGGCUGUAAGGUGUGUUUCCUGGGUCUUGUGCAGUCCUUCAGUCACUACAGUGCAAUUAGUCAACGAUUGGGUGUGAGUUUGGCCCAGGCAAGGGAGAAAGGGCAGCUGGUGUUCACAGAGGGACUAAAGGAAUCCUUGGGGGUACUGCUUCAGGGGGAGUCCAGCAAAGGAACCCGGGCAGUGGACUUCCUCAGAGACCCCAGUUCUGGCCUACAGGGUCUAUAUGACUUUGUGCGGGACAAUGUAAGGUUGGCAGUAGGGGGAAGUGGUGAGGAGUGGGGUCCCCCUGUGCUCCUGGUGGAUGACCUCAGUGUGGUCCUGAGUCUGGGGGUCAGUGUUGGGGCAGCGCUGGACUUCAGUCAUUACUGCAGAGCCACUGUCUGCUCUGAGCUGCAGGGCAGCAUGGUGAUGUUGGUGCGAUGUGAGGCAGAAGAAGAGGAGAGUGAUGAUGAACGCUCAGAGUGGCUCCUGAGGGGCCUUAUACACCAGUGCAGCCUCACACUCCAAGUACAGGGUCUCCCCACCGGCUACUGCAGGGACAUCCACGGACAAGUCAGAUGGAUUACAUUAUCUGUGUGGAAGCGAGGACAAUGUGACAGGCGGCCGACCCAGAAGAAACUCUUCCAAUACAAGGUCCACGACAAGGGGGCUUCCUUUUUCGCCAGGGGGACAUCCAGUGCAGUCCUUUAAGCCCUCGAUGGAUCCUUUCUGCCUCCCUUCCCAGUGUCGACCCCCAGUCCCUCACCUCUCAGUCACAUGGCUCUCUGAGGUCAACCAGAGAAUGAUAGAGGCCUCUAGUGGCCAAAAGGCUGUAUUAGCAUGGGCAGCUAUUGGGCCAUUGGGCUUCCAACAUUUUAAAAUAGUCAACCUCACGGAACUUCCAACUUCAUUGGCUGAUCCCUCCUGGUGACUCUGUUGGAAUCAAGUCCAACAGGGUCAUCAGGAGGGAUCAGCCAAUCGUGAAGAAGAAAAUUGAGAUUUUGCCUCUGGAGCUGCCAAUGCUGUUAUAGAGUUGUAAUGGCACAGCUAGAAAGAUGAGUCAUCUAUCUAUCUCUAUGGGCUCAACACACAUGUGGGAGGUUUGCAAUUUAGGACAACCAAAGUGCUGAAUUAUGGUCAUGAAACAGGUUGGGAUCAGUUUUGAACUGGAGAUGUGGUAUUGAAUUGAACAUUGGAUUUCUGCAUUAGAACCAACCCGACACAUGCAUUGCAAAGCUGACAUAGGAAGCCUGGGUGAAUAGGUAAUUUCUCAAGCGACAAUGGAACUUACCUAACUAGGUUGGACUUUUGUUAUACAAAACAAUAAAAAAAUAAACAGCACAUUUAAGACAAA